This is a messenger RNA of Anguilla rostrata (American eel), 1273 nucleotides long. It is a transcript of the gene phyhd1, whose product is annotated as phytanoyl-CoA dioxygenase domain containing 1. NCBI's taxonomy places the organism in Eukaryota, Metazoa, Chordata, Actinopteri, Anguilliformes, Anguillidae. The record is from RefSeq and is a predicted model, not a curated record. Bases 264 to 1034 code for a protein of 256 amino acids. The transcript has 11 exons.
CUAUUAGGCCUAUAGGCUUAUGAAAGUUACAGUUUAAGCUUGUUUGACGUGACUCACGUGGCCGCUUCGGGAGAGUUUAGACCAGGGAAAUACGGGAAGAUAGAAUUUUUUUAAAAUGGAGAGCAUGGGUGUGAUAACAGCGGAAGACGUUGAAAAGCUGGGAAUCGAGGAUGCAUUGGUUUGUAUGUUAGUACCAGGAGGAUGGGUACCUCGUCUUGGAGGGGUUUCUGGACCCAGAGGAGUGCGAUGUGCUAAGGGAGAGAAUGAGUGAGAUUGUGGAGAGGAUGGAUGUCCCACAACAUUGCAGGAUCGAGUUCUCAACUGUUCACGAUGAGCAACUGAAGACCCAGGGAAACGCUGAUUAUUUUAUCACCAGUGGGGAUAAGAUUCGGUUCUUCUUUGAAAAAGGUGUUUUUGAUGAGAAAGGAGACUUCAAUGUGGCCAGAGAAUGCUCUCUGAACAAAAUUGGACAUGCCUUACAUGCUUAUGAACCUCUGUAUAAAAAUGUAACACAUUCCCAAAAGGUUCAGAAUAUGGUUAAGAAGCUGGGUUUAAGGAGUCCUGUGAUUUUGCAGAGUAUGUACAUAUUCAAGCAACCUGGGAUUGGAGGAGAAGUGACUCCACAUCAGGAUGCCACCUUCCUGUACACAGAGCCACUGGGCAGAGUGAUGGGGCUUUGGAUUGCACUAGAGGAUGCCACCUUGCAAAAUGGCUGUCUGUGGUUCAUUCCUGGGUCACACAAGAAUGGGAUCACAAGGCGAAUGGUCAGAACCCCAAAAGGUUCCUUCCCUUUGACAGACUUUGUUGGAACAGAGCAGAACUAUGACGACAAGCUUUUUGUCCCUGCACCAGUCAAGAAAGGAGGACUGGUUCUGAUCCAUGGGGAGGUGGUACACCGUAGUGCUCAAAACGUCUCCAACCACUCGCGUCAUGUUUACACCUUCCACAUCAUGGAGUCUAAGGACACAAAAUGGAGCCCUGAGAACUGGUUGCAACCCAGCCAGGAUCUGCCCUUCCCUCCUCUCUACACCUAAAACCAGCAGCCAUGUUCCACCACAUCAGCGAGAAUGUAAACGGCAGCUUUCUCGCACUCAGUGUUCUCGUGGGAGCUACACUGAGACUUUCCUGUGAAGUACUGACAGCACCACUUACUAAUUACACUUGAAUUUUAAGUUAAUAGAAUUGCUGCACUGAAGCCAGAUAACAACCUGCAAAGAACAGCCAACUGAAAUGAAAAUAACAGAAUGAUGCCAUUAAAAAAUCUAAACAUUAA